AUGGCGUGGUCGCUGUUCGCGGGGCGGGCGCUGCUGUGGCGGCGCUCGGAGCGGCGGCGCUGGACACGGAGCGGGAGCUGCGCGCGGGCGCUGGACAAUCGGCUCGUGCUGCUCUUCUUCGGCGCCGCGCGCUGCCCGCGCUGCCGCGAGUUCGAGCCCCGCCUGCGCCGCUUCUGGAGCCGCCUCACGGACCCCGCGCACGUGGAGCGGCCCGAGCAGCUGCGCCUGCUGCGCCUGGUGUACCUGGGCCAGGACAGGAGCGAACGGGAGCACCGCGAGUACCUGAGGGCCAUGCCCCGCACCUGGAUGGCGCUGCCCUACCGGGACGCUGCAUUCGGCAGGAGCGAGAGGGAGCACCGCGAGUACCUGAGGGCCAUGCCCCGCACCUGGAUGGCGCUGCCCUACCGGGACGCUGCAUUCGGGCAGGUGAGGGGCAGGUGGGACAGGAGCAGCUGUACCUGGUGUACCUGGGCCAGGACAGGAGCGAGAGGGGAGCACCGUGAGUACCUGAGGGCCAUGCCCCGCACCUGGAUGGCGCUGCCCUACCGGGACGCUGCAUUCGGCAGGGAGCUGGCAGACCGUUUCGGGGUGUCGGAUCUCCCGGCCGUGGUGGUGCUGGCCCCCAGCGGGGCCGUGCUGGUCGCCGACGCCGUGCGGGAGAUUCGCGACUCGGGCCCCUCGUGCUUCCAGGGCUGGCGCCAGGCGGCCGAGCUGCUGGACAGGAACUUCCAGGAGCCGCAGGAGCAGGAGCGCGAGGGAUCCGCGCCCUUCCGCAGCCUCACCGAGCCCCUGCGCCGCUGGAAGUACCAGGAAGAGGAGGAGGAGGAGGAGGAGGAGGAGGAAGAGGAGGAGGAGGAGGAGGAGGGAGGAGGAGGAGGUGAGGACUGGGAACGGCAGCUCCGGUUGUGGCUUCUCCAGGAGCAGGAGCGCGAGGGAUCCGCGCCCUUCCGCAGCCUCACCGAGCCCCUGCGCCGCUGGAAGCACCAAAUCCACCCCGAGGAGGAGGAGGAGGAGAUAGGGGAGGAAGAGCAGCCGCAGUAG
This is a messenger RNA of Melozone crissalis (California towhee), 1041 nucleotides long. RefSeq names its product nucleoredoxin-like protein 1. Lineage: Eukaryota; Metazoa; Chordata; Aves; Passeriformes; Passerellidae. Gene Ontology annotation, biological process: photoreceptor cell maintenance. Gene Ontology annotation, cellular component: mitochondrion. The transcript has 7 exons. The coding region runs from base 1 to 1041 and encodes 346 amino acids. The record is from RefSeq and is a predicted model, not a curated record.